GAAACCGGUAUGCUGCCCCCCCUUAAAUAAUUAAUAACAUUAUUGUAUUGAUUAAGACUAAUUUGAACAUUUUCAGAGGCAAGACAUGUUGAGUCGGAGGACAUUGAAAUUGAUGAAGAACCAUUAAUCCAACUAAGCACUGCCUUAAACAAUAAUCGGCAUAAGGCCCAGGAUCCAUGGUUGAAAGAAACACUAAGUAUAAGUGUCAUUAACAAAGGUGGUCCACAAAUUGUUAUUGACCCUUUGGCGAUGACUAAAUCUCGUCCACAAGUUGAGUUUGUGAAUAUAGAAGUGCAUAAUUUAGCUGCUAGUAUAAAUGAAGAGAGCAGCGAAAAUACUGAAGUAAAGGAAGAAGUAGAGGGAGUAGAAGAUUCAGAAGAAAUAGAUGAGAUCGAAGAUAAAGAAAUCAACCAACCACCCAACGAAAUAAAUGAGUUUGGUUAUUAUGAACCAGAACCGGUAACUUCAGGACAUACUGCUGAAGAGGAAACCGAGCAAUUCGACAGUGAGAUACCUGAAAAUGAAAAUUCUAAUAUUUGUGAACCAGCCGCUCCUGUUUACGAGUCUCAAUUAUUAACUAAUGAAUUACAAUCUUUGGGAAGACCGAAGAGAGGUAGAAAGCCAAAAUAUGGUGGGCCAUCUCGGGAAGAAAGGAAGAAACUUAAAUAUUCAAAUUUAUCUUAUGUCAAUUCUCGGAAAAAAAUCAUCAGUCCUAAAAAAUUUAUAAAUUUUAAAUGCAGUUGCUCAAAAAGGUGUCACGACAAAGUUUCAGUAGAACAGAGAUUGGCUCAAUUUGAAAAGUUUUAUUCCCUUGGAUCAUAUAUUGCUCAAAAUAUCUAUUUAACUACUGUAAUAAAAGAACAACCAGUAAAACGUCAUUAUGCUGCAAAGAACAAAGAAUCUAAAGGUUCAAAGAAAAAUUACUCACGCCAAUAUUUAUUAGAUAAUGUAUCAGUUUGCAAAGACAUGUUUAUCAACACAUUACAAACAUCAGGACAACGAAUAAAUACGUCGCUUUCUAAGAUGCGAUCUGACCGUUGCAUUACAGAUAAUCGUGGAGUGCAUGGCGGCUACAAUAAAGCAUCUCUUUAAAGUGAGUAGUUCCUGAUUAACCUUAUUAAAAAGUUAACGACAUACGUAUCUCACUAUCGUCAAGAAAAAACAAAGGAGGCGAAAUUUUGAAAAAUAUAUGAGUCAUGUACCUAACAGCGAUGAAGCAAAAAGCAAAAACACAAGAGAAUUGACAUGAAGCUAGCCAAAGAUGAUCCUACUCUUGAAACAAAAAAAGUUAAACCUCCAAAGCAUUGCCAUUGCCACGUCCCACGUGUACCAUCCAACAUUGUGUUUUAUAAGAGACAACUUUGGGUAUACAACUUAGGUAUCCACACUGGGAGCACAGAUGAAGCCGGGAGCUUGUAAUGUGUGGAUAGGAGAGGCAGGCAGAAGAGCCCAAGAGGUGGGGUCUUGCCUCAUCAAAAAAGUGAAAGGCUUAAAAUAGUAGAGUAAAAAAAUCGAAAAUAAUGCUAUAGUAGACGAUAUUGAAGGUAUUUCAGGUCUACCGGAUUUUCAUUUAGAAUAAGAUAAUACAAAUAAUUUAGAUAAAUAGUUUUUGGCAUUCAAAUUACCUUUAAAUAGUUUUGAUU
Aricia agestis (brown argus) is the source of this 1643-nucleotide messenger RNA. RefSeq lists its product as uncharacterized. The coding region runs from base 250 to 1092 and encodes 280 amino acids. The record is from RefSeq and is a predicted model, not a curated record. The transcript has 2 exons. Lineage: Eukaryota; Metazoa; Arthropoda; Insecta; Lepidoptera; Lycaenidae.